Molecule: messenger RNA, 540 nt
Organism: Staurois parvus
Lineage: Eukaryota; Metazoa; Chordata; Amphibia; Anura; Ranidae
Source: the annotation of a GenBank genome assembly
AUGGCCUGCGGAGCCACGCUCAAAAGGACUAUCGACUUCGACCCUCUUCUCAGCCCGGCCGCCUCCCCGAAAAGAAGAAGAUGUGCCCCCCUCUCCCCCUCCGCAUCAUCCCCACAGAAAUACCUCCGCAUGGAGCCGUCUCCCUUCGGAGAGGUGUCCUCCCGGCUCACUGCAGAACAAAUCCUUUACAACAUCAAACAAGAGUAUAAACGCAUGCAAAAGAGGAGACAUUUGGAAAGCAGCUUUCAGCAAACAGAACCUUGCUGUUCCAGUGAAGGCCAACCACACACUUUCCUGCCUUCUGGGCCUACUUUACCCGGCACGUCCACGUCGUCAUCACAGUUCCGUAAAGAACAGCCCUUGUUUACUCUAAGACAAGUUGGAAUGAUAUGUGAACGUCUUCUUAAAGAAAGGGAAGAUAAAGUUCGUGAAGAAUAUGAAGAAAUAUUGACCACAAAACUGGCGGAGCAAUACGAUGCUUUUGUGAAGUUCACUCAUGAUCAGAUUAUGCGACGAUAUGGAGAACAGCCUGCUAGCUGU